UAUCCUCUUAACUUCUCCACCGUUCAUGAAAGCUUAAUAGCGGCUCCAAUCUCAAAGUGAAACUGAGUCAGUUUUGCACAUGUUAAACGAUGUGUAUUACUACUACUUGUUAUUAUGAACUUCUUGUUGGAGUCUUCCAUUUACAGUUUCAGGCUCGGUUACAUUAACUCAGACAACUAGUUACUUGAAGCUUCAUUAAAUUUCCUUUUUUUCCUCCAACCUCACGAGUCAGGAGGCCCCUUUAGGGUGCUCAGUCAAUCCUCCUCUUUGGGUUAAAACUCAAGAUUCAUGGCUGCUGACGAGUCUACUUUGCCACACCUAUUCUGUUAUUAGCAACUCUAAUGAAGCAGCAAUUCACCAUGAACAUAGCAUGGCUUCUGGCGUCAAUGAUCUUGUACAAUGGUUUUCCUAUAAUUGGAGUGAGCACAAAUGUUUCCACAAGACCAGAAGUUGUUAAUAUUGGUGCUAUUUUUUCAUUCCAAUCUGUCAUUGGAAAAGCUGCAAAAGUUGCAGUAGAAGCUGCCAUUGAAGAUAUUAAUUCCAACCCAGAUAUUCUUCGGGGAACUAAAUUAAACUUACAACUGAAGGACUCCAAUUACAGUGGAUUUCUGGCAAUGGUGGAAGCUUUACUGUUCAUGGAGAGAGACACCGUGGCCAUAAUUGGUCCCCAGUCUUCUGUGACGGCUCAUGUGAUUUCCCAUAUUGCGAAUGCUCUGCGAGUCCCUCUAUUGUCAUUCUCGUCCACAGAUCCAACGCUGUCUCCAAUUCAGUUCCCAUUCUUUGUCAGAACUGCUCAGAAUGAUCUAUAUCAGAUGGCUGCCAUCGCUGAAAUCAUAGACCAUUUCGAAUGGAGAGAGGCCAUAGCAAUCUACGAGGAUGAUGAUCAUGGAAGAAAUGGGAUUGCUGCACUGGGGGAUAAGCUGGCCGAAAGACGAUGCAGGAUCUCCUACAAAGCUCGUUUAAGCCCGGAUCCAAAACAGGAUGAAAUAGCUGACGUUUUGGUUAAGGUGGCUUUAAGGGAGUCUAGGAUUCUCGUUGUUCACGUUCCUGGUAGCUGGGGUCUAAAACUGUUCAGUGUGGCUCAGUAUCUCGGGAUGCUGGGAACUGGCUAUGUCUGGAUUGCUACUACUUGGCUAUCUACAGUCUUAGAUGCUAAUUCUCCCCUCUCUCAAGAUGCUAUGGAUGACAUUCAAGGAGUUGUUACAUUGCGGAUGUACACACCAGAUUCAGAACUCAAGAGGAGAUUUGUUUCUAGGUGGAGUAACUUAACCAGUGGAAACCCUGUUGGGCUGAACGCUUACAGUCUAUAUGCAUACGACACUGUGUGGUUGCUAGCUCAUGCAAUCAAUGAAUUCUUCAAUCAAGGGGGAAACAUUUCGUUUUUAAAUAAUUCUAGGUCACCGGAGCUACGUGGCGGAAACUUACACCUGGAUGCUUUGGGCGUCUUCCAAGGAGGGAACUUGUUACUUGACAACAUUCUAAAAACCGAUAUGAAGGGUGUAACAGGCACUGUGAGGUUUACUUCAGAUAGGAAUCUCAUUCAUCCUGCUUAUGAAGUCAUCAACGUGAUUGGUAAUGGGCAUAGAAGAAUCGGCUACUGGUCUAAUCAUUCUGGCUUGUCCAUCGUGCCUCCGGAAACCCUUUGGGCAAAGCCACCUAACGGCUCUAGACCAAGUAAAACAUUACAUGGUGUUGUUUGGCCUGGACAAACGACUCAAAAACCCCGUGGAUGGGUGUUUCCAAAUAGUGGAAGACGCUUGAAUGUGGGAGUCCCCCAUCGUGUUAGUUACCGUGAAUUCGUCUCAGUAAGAGGCCCUGACGCAAUUACUGGGUACUGCGUUGAUGUAUUCACUGCUGCUCUGAAUUUGUUGCCCUAUGCUGUCCCAUAUAAAUUAAUUCCCUUCGGGGACGGUCGUACCAGUCCUAGUGGCACUGAGCUUGUGAGCUUGAUCACAGCAGGUGUAUUUGAUGCGGCAAUAGGUGACAUUGCAAUCAUCACUAACAGAACAAAUAUGGCAGAUUUCACACAGCCAUAUAUCGAGUCUGGAUUAGUUGUAGUGGCCCCGGUUAGGAGGAAGAAUUCUGAUGCUUUGUCCUUUCUGAGGCCAUUCACACGAAGGAUGUGGGCAGUGACAGCCAUCUUUUUCCUGGUGGUGGGAACAGUAGUUUGGUUUUUGGAGCACCGGAUGAAUGAUGAAUUCAGAGGACCCCCAAGGAGACAAGUAGUCACUAUUUUAUGGUUUAGUUUUUCAACUUGGUUCUUCGCCCAUAGAGAGACUACUGUCAGUGCACUGGGUCGCAUAAUUCUUGUUAUCUGGCUAUUCGUUGUUCUUAUAAUCAAUUCUAGCUACACUGCAAGCCUUACCUCAAUCCUUACAGUGCAGCAACUUACUUCUCCCAUUAAAGGCAUUGAAACUUUAGUAUUAAGCAAAGAUCCUAUUGGGUACCAGCAGGGUUCGUUUGCCCGAAAUUAUUUAAUUGAUGAACUAAAAAUUGAUGAAUCAAGACUGGUUCCUCUUAAUUCGCCUGAAGAAUCUGCUAAAGCUUUGGAAGAUGGCCCCCACAAGGGUGGUGUUGCUGCAAUGGUGGAUGACCGUGCUUACAUCGAGCUAUUUCUCUCGACCAGAUGCGAAUUCAGUAUCGUGGGUCAAGAGUUCACCAAAAACGGAUGGGGUUUUGCCUUUCCUCGGGACUCUCCUCUAGCAGUGGACAUGUCAACUGCCAUUCUGAGACUCUCAGAGAAUGGAGAUCUUCAAAGGAUCCAUGACAAAUGGCUCUUAAGACGUGCAUGCAGUUAUCAAGGUGCAAAGAUGGAAGUGGACGAGCUUCAGCUUAAAAGCUUUUGGGGCCUGUUUCUCAUAUGUGGAUUAGCUUGCUUUAUUGCUCUCUUGAUAUAUUUCUUGAAGAUGGUGCGCCAGUUCAGCCGCCACAACUCCGAGGAACUGGAGCUUUCUGGCCGAUCUGCACGCGUUCAGACGUUUCUAUCCUUCGUUGAUGAAAAGGAGGAGGAGGUUAAAAGUAGGUCCAAGAGAAGGCAGAUGGAGAGAGCCUCUAUCAGAAGCGAAGAUGGAUCAAUUAGCAGCUCCAACGCCAACUCCAUCAACAGAAACACUAGCGAAUUUCCUUCAAACAAAAGCCCUGGAACUAGUACUGAAGUCUAGUUCCACAGUAUAUGAUAUACAUGGAUUAUCCGGGGACUUUGCCAUUGUCAUGAUACACUGGAUAUCAGAAUCUGCUCUCCAAAAGCUUGGGUAAUUGUAAUAUUAUUGCAUGGUCAUCUGCAGGCAGGUCUCACUCUGCCUGGGUCUUUAACAAAAUAACCUCCUUCAUAUCAAUUUGUGAAAGAAAGGUAUGUUAGCAGCUUGAUCUUCAGUAUUUUUUUUUU
Theobroma cacao (cacao) is the source of this 3385-nucleotide messenger RNA. RefSeq names its product glutamate receptor 3.6-like. The record is from RefSeq and is a predicted model, not a curated record. Gene Ontology annotation, molecular function: ligand-gated monoatomic ion channel activity. Gene Ontology annotation, cellular component: membrane. Lineage: Eukaryota; Viridiplantae; Streptophyta; Magnoliopsida; Malvales; Malvaceae.